This is a messenger RNA of Hypoxylon fragiforme, 921 nucleotides long. RefSeq lists its product as uncharacterized. The coding region runs from base 1 to 921 and encodes 306 amino acids. Lineage: Eukaryota; Fungi; Ascomycota; Sordariomycetes; Xylariales; Hypoxylaceae. The transcript has a single exon. The record is from RefSeq and is a predicted model, not a curated record.
AUGCGGCCACAUACCCCUUCUUUGGAUACCACCCUCCUAAUACCGACAGCGACGGUACCUACUUCGCCAUCUUCACCACCCGAGACACCCACCACCGGAUCUCCCAAGAUGAGUCGCAAAGCGGCGCUAAACGGUCACACCAUGCGUCAUUCAAAAGUACAUGGCCAACAAGACCACUCAUCCAAUAUUCGGCCAUUGGGUGGCACUAAAUUUAGUUACACCCGCGGGCCUCGACCUGAGGAAAUAUCACCUCGUUCCUCAAAUUCAUCUGAUGAGGAAUCCGACUCGUCCGUCACCGCUCCGCAAUCAAUCUGCUCGGAUAUACCGAAAGUGCACCACCAUCAUGUAGAACAGAUUGUUUCAGCUCAGGAGGAUGCCGCAUUCUCCAUUGAGGAAUUGAGUGAUGAUUGUUCGCUCGAUUGCGACGAAGUUAACUUCCGUCAGCCAGACGAAGUUGAGUAUGCCAAUUCGGAGCGCAGUCGGUCAAAAUCUCGACCCCCGCCGGAUAUGGAUCCUGCUGUCAUGACGGGCAUAGAAAACCUAAACACGUUUGAAGACUCGGACGUUGACAUUGAUCACAAUGACGAAGAAUUUCGCCAACAAUUGCAGAAGAGACGCGAGGAACGCCGCCUCAGGAGGAUGAAGUCGGGAAGCCUUAGCAAGCGAACAGUAAGCGAGCGAGGCAGCGAUUCCGACAGAGAGGACAUCCUACCUUACUAUGAAGGGAGUGAGACGGGCGCAGCUCGUCGAAUGCGGCGAAAGGUUGGCGAUAGGAUCAGCAUUCAAUUUACCGGCGCACUUCCAGAGAGGAUCGAGGAGCUAAAAGAACCGAAUAGCGACGAUGAAAUCAUUAUAGGCUCUGCCGAGGUAUUUGCAAGAGAAUUGCCAUAUUGGACUUUGAUGGAUGUUGAUUCGGAAUGA